GGGUUUGCUGUACUGGGAAAAUGACUUCCGGUUCCGGCCUGCAGGGGGCGCAGUGAGGCGCUGCAGUACACUGUGUACUUUAGAGGACAUGGAAGAUAAACACAGAAAAUAAAGGGUGUGAGAUGGAUGAAGUGAAAUAACGGGCGGCUGGAGACACAGGAGGAUCUAAACUACAUGUGAGAGCGGAUUAACGCCAUGAUCAUCGCCUGAGAACAGAAACUGUGGCUCUGAAAGGUGGACAGGAUGGGUGAGGGUCCUGCAGGUGGUCCGUCUCCCUCCAUCACUCCAGUGCAGCAGAUGGUGGCGUCCAGUGCUGGAGCGUUACUGACCGCGCUCUUUGUAACGCCGUUAGAUGUGGUGAAGAUCAGACUGCAGUCCCAGCAGGCUCCAGUCUACAAAGCAUUACCAGCGGAUUCUCGUGUGUGGAAGAGAAAGCCUCGUCUCCCGAAGUGGAAGUGUUUUCUGUACUGUAACGGACUGAUGGACCACAUCUACGUCUGCCAGAACACCACGGCCUGCAGCGCCUGGUACAAAACACCCACUCACUUCAACGGGACACUGGAUGCGUUUGUGAAAAUCACUCGCUCGGAGGGUCUGCGCUCUCUGUGGAGCGGCCUUCCUCCUACGCUUGUGAUGGCGGUUCCUACCACAGUCAUCUACUUCACUUGUUAUGAUCAGCUCAAGGACGUCAUGUGUUACGGCCUCGGUUACCACAGCAACUACGUAUCCAUCAUCGCCGGGGGUCUGGCGAGACUGGGCGCGGUCACAGUGAUCACCCCGUUGGAGUUGGUGCGCACGAAGAUGCAGUCACGGCGUGUGUCGUACAGCGAGCUGCGAGUGUGUAUCAGAUCGGCCGUGGCUCAGAGUGGCGUGCUCUCGCUGUGGAGGGGGUGGGGACCCACCGUGCUCCGAGACGUCCCUUUCUCUGCCAUGUACUGGUUUAAUUAUGAGUUGAUGAAAGCAGCGCUGUGUGAGAGAUACAGAACACCGCAGGCUUCUUUUAACAUCAGCUUCGCAGCAGGAGCCGUUUCCGGAGCUAUCGCUGCGAUCACGACGCUGCCGUUCGAUGUGGUGAAAACGCGCAGGCAGAUCGAGCUGGGAGAAACCGAGCUUCUCGGAGCUCCUCCGAAGAAGCCUUCUUCCACAUGGCUCGUAAUGAAGAGUAUCUGGACUGAAAGCGGCUACCGAGGCCUGUUCGCAGGUUUCCUGCCGCGGGUGAUCAAAGUGGCUCCGGCGUGCGCCAUCAUGAUCAGCACGUACGAGUUCGGGAAGGCUUUCUUCCGCAAGCACAACGAGGAGGAGCGGCGGCGUGGCGGAGACGUGCGGAGGAGCAUCACCGCAGAGCUGCAUGAUCGUUUCCACCCAAACUGACCGGCCUUUAGCUCGGCCUUGGCAUGCGUCCUUGUUCUUAUCUCCGCAGGUUCUGGGCAGCAGGGCUGAGGCUCUCGGGUUCAGUUCGAUAACGCUGUGCAGGCGUUAAUUAUUUAUUUAGUUAUUUAUUUAUUUCCCUGAGAUGUGAUGUACUGCAUUGCAGUAAGACUGCAGCACACUGGAACUGCACAAAAGCAUGCUGGGAAAACUGCUAUCCUUGCAUUUAUCUGCAUGCAUGGGUGCUUUGAGGGGAAUAUUAUUCAGCGGAUGAAUUAAUCUGGGCUGUGAAAUGGUUCCUGGUUCCAUGUGGUCUUCAUAUAUAUGUAUAUGUUGUAUGGCCAGUCUGAAAUAGCAGAUGAGUAGAGAGCUUCCAUACGCUGCCCCCAAGUGUUCAUACACUGCAACUACAACAGACGAAUCAGAAGUGCAUCGGGUUUAUGGAGAAAUAUGAUUGAAUAUUGAAGCUCUCAUCGAUUCAAACCCCCAGUGAAUUAGAAGCGCUCAUCUGUUCGGUCACACCUAAAGCACAGCUGGAUCAUUUCCGCUGUCCCGUGAACUGAAAUAACAUCUAAGUUAAGAACGUUACACAACAGCAUCUGCUUGAGGGGGGGGGGAAAAGAUAUUUGCAGUAGUUUGCCCAUUUAUUGCGUUCCAUACACUUAUAAACCAUUUUGUCUGAUUGCAAUGCCUUCUGGGUAACGUCCGUCCCUGAAGUACGUCUACGUACACGGAUGUCGACGAGAUCCUUUAUCCUGUGUUCUUGUCCAUGUCUGAAUUUAAAGGCACUUAUUUCCCACGAGCCAGAAGCGUGUCAGUUCAGAAAACCUUUUUGGACAAGAAAAUCAGGAUGGUUCUAUUUAAAAAUAAUAAUAAUAAUAAUAAUAUAGACACAAGAUAGACAGGUUCUUUAGAAAUCUUUUUCUCAGUGCUGGGUGGGAGUUAAAUCGAUUCAGUAAAUCAAUCCGGGUCUGUCUGAAACGGUCCAGCUUCACUGGAGCUGAUGUUGAGAUCAAAAGACCCUUAAAUGAGCAGGAAAUUGAGUAAAAACAGUGGAUUUUCUGAUUUUUAUGCAUUCCAGCAGCAGUGCUAAUUUUCCUACUGAAACGAUGAAGCCUUUUACAAAAGUAAAUAACAUUUUCCUCACUAGGGGAAUAAAAACAAAACGACCAAUGCACACUUGAUUAAAGCUAGAAUCCUGGUCUGUUUUUGCUAACAUUAAAACUUGGCUGAUUUUAUUAUUAUUUUUAGAAUCUGCAGUUGGACUAUGAACCGUUUGCUAACAUUAGCGACUACAGUGACGUUAUAUUGUGAUCAAAUGUUUUAUCCCCUUUGGGGCCGCUUUUUUUGUAUUGUGUGUCUGUUAUUAGGCAAUUCUAGUACUAGCUAGCCGGAACUAGCAUAAGUUACCUGAUAACACUAAAGAAGAAAGACUUUAUCCCGUAAUGUGCGUUUAGAAAGCGAAUAAAGCAAGUCUGACCCUCAG
Ictalurus furcatus (blue catfish) is the source of this 2854-nucleotide messenger RNA. RefSeq names its product solute carrier family 25 member 39 (gene slc25a39). The record is from RefSeq and is a predicted model, not a curated record. NCBI's taxonomy places the organism in Eukaryota, Metazoa, Chordata, Actinopteri, Siluriformes, Ictaluridae. The transcript is spliced from 12 exons. Gene Ontology annotation, biological process: mitochondrial transmembrane transport. Bases 244 to 1371 code for a protein of 375 amino acids.